This is a messenger RNA of Oncorhynchus masou masou (cherry salmon), 1712 nucleotides long. Its product is annotated as cysteine-rich and transmembrane domain-containing protein 1-like. Gene Ontology annotation, cellular component: extracellular exosome. Lineage: Eukaryota; Metazoa; Chordata; Actinopteri; Salmoniformes; Salmonidae. The record is from RefSeq and is a predicted model, not a curated record. The coding region runs from base 223 to 663 and encodes 146 amino acids. The transcript has 3 exons.
AGCCGACCGGCUCAGCUGUCUCUAAGACAUCAAGGCACCCAUCAGCUAGUUGCUGCCAGUGAAAACGGAGGAGCGCACCAGCAAGCAACACUCAAUGGAUUAUACAAAGUAAAUCAAGAAAAAGGCUGUGUUGAUGCCAAUCCGAACCAAGAAGAGAGAAAGAAAGCACAUUACAGAUUACAGUUCAUUCAACCCGAGGCGGAUUCGUCUUGCUGUCCACAGAUGAAUUUUGAUCAGCCGCCUCCUUAUGGGGGCCCUGGCCCCUCUGCCCCAGGAUACCCUGCCCCUACAGCACCUGGGUAUCCAACCCCCAUGGCCCCUGUGUACCAACCCCAAGGGUUCCCAGAUCAGGGAUAUCCAGCCCAGGGAUACCCUGCUACGGGUUAUCCACCCACAUAUCCAUCCGACCCUAACUUCCCCCCAGGACCCCCAGGUUUAUACCAAGGGCAGCCAGGUUACCAGGGUUACCAGAUUCCGCCUCAGCCACAGUUAGGAUGGCAGGAUACACCCCCUGGUGCACAAAUGUAUGGAGAAGCCCCUAAGAACACAGUGUAUGUGGUGGAGGACAGGAGUCGAGAUGGCGGAGGCGGAGGGGAGCACGUCUGUCUCACAGCCUGUUGGACGGCCCUUUGCUGCUGCUGUUUGUGGGACAUGAUGACCUGAUCACUGAACAUGGCGAGACGAGACCUCACUGUUACCUCACCAUGUCCUCCCCAGAGAAAUCUACCACGGUGUAAAACCGUCAGGAAGUUAACUGAUCUUUUACUUCCUGUCUCUUUGUCUUAUUUGUUGUAACUUUAUUAUGCUCGCUAAAUUGUUGCACAUGUGACUUUGUACAUCAUACGGCAACUAAAAACCUAGCCUGAACACUCAAAGUACUAAAGCUAACUUUUUUAAAAUAUAGAAAUAUUGACACAUCUUCACCGAAGAGAAAUAUAUAAAUCAAUGUUGAAUAAUCGGUCUUAAUAAUUAACAGUUUAUAUUUAAUUAUAUUUUUAGUUUUUUUCAUAUUAGAGACGUUGGAAACAUACUUUUAUCUUUCAUCACCACCUUUAAAUAUUUGCUUUUUAUGGUAAAGAAAACUAGACUGAACAAAAAUAUAAACGCAACAUGUAAAGUGUUGGUCCCAUGUUUCAUGAGCUGAAAUAAAAUAUCCCAAAAAUUUUCCAUACACACAAAAAGCUUAUUUCUCAAAUUUUGUCCACAAAUGUGUUUAUAUCCUGGCCAAGAUAAUCCAUCCACCUGACAGUUGUGGCAUAUCAAGAAGAUGAUUAAACAGCCUGAUCAUUACACAGCUGCACCUUGUGCUGGGGACAAUAAAAGGCCACUCUAAAAUGUACAGUUUUGUCACACAACACAAUGCCACAGAUGUCUCAAGUUUUGUCAACCAGAGCUGUUGCCAGAGAACUGAUUCAUUUCUCUACCAUAAACCUCAUCCCAACAUUGUUUUAGAGAAUUUGGCAGUAUGUCCGACUGGCCUCACAACCACAGACCACGUGUAAUCACUGCAGCCCAGGACCUCCACAUCUGGUUUCUUCACCUGCAGGAUCAUCUGAGACCAGCCACCCAGACAGCUGAUGAAACUGAGUAUUUCUGUCUGUAAUAAAGCACUUUUGUGGGGAAAAACUCAUUCUGAUUGGCUGGGCCUGGAUCCCCAGUGCGCCCCUGCCCAGUCAUGUGAAAUCCAUAGAUUAAGGCCUAAUGAAUUUAUU